CAGACGAAUAAAAAAUACUCGAAAAAUUAAUGAGUGUAAGGGGGACACGUGCGCCCACUUAAUUGUCAUUGAGGCAACAAAAGCUGAAAAAUAUUGAGUGGUGAAUUUUUUUUGUGAAGGUGAAGCUAUAACAAUUCCAAAUUUUCCAGUGUUUGGUCCCAUUUUUUACCCCUCAUUCAUCAUCUCAUCGAGUGAUGCCAAGAUUUUUGGGUUAUUUUGAUAUAUGUUAUCCAGUAUCAUUUGUUAUGCCGACAGUGCAAGCAUGCUAAUCAAGGAACCAAAGAGACAAUCAUCUAAGAUAUUGUGGACGUUCGGAAAGGGAUUCCUUCUGGUGGACUUGACAUUUCUUUGGGCUUCUUAUGUCGUUUGGACGCGGAUGAAUCGGUCUCAAGAUUUUCGACACUACAUGUCCGAGAAUUGGCCGAGGAUCCUCGAAAGCUAUUACAUGAUCGGAGAGACGAUCAGCAGUGAGAAUAAUAAGAUCAGAGAGUUUGACGAGUUGACCUGGAGAAAAACGCAGAAUUAGACCACAAAUCAUCCUUUUUUCGUAGCCAAUACGCGAAGCCUAUGCCAGAUUAUCAGCCCCUGGUGAAAAAACUGAAACCUAUGUCAGCCGGCGGUCCCACACCAGCGUCUCCACCGAUCCCUGGAAAAUAGCUGUCACCAAAUAAUGGAGUCCUCGAACCUAAUAGGCACCGACAGCCUUCCGGAGCGCAUCAACAAGCGUGACCGGGAGCGUAAGACGAUAAUUGAGCGCAGAAGAGAGGAGAAACAACAGCUAACUGUUGACAGCGAGCAAUUGGGUUAUUUCCAGGACGCCUUCUAUGCCUCCUGCAGUAAGAUAAAAUCCCUCCUGGAGUCAGCCUCAUCAACUCCAACUGCCUCCCUCCCAAAUCUCUUCGACAAAGCCAGUAAAGAGAUCCUGACCCUCAAGAAUUACCUCUCGCAGUCGAAAAUAUUCCUUAAGGUUUACGACAUAAGACGCGCCCAGGAGAGUCUUCAACAUCUUGAGACCGAAACUGCUGAGUUGGAGAUGAAGCUUCUCCCAAAGAAAAAAUUUGGCUUCAAAAAUAGAAGAGUAUUAAAAAAACCGUCAGACACGAAAACCAUUGAUGUCACUGAUGGCCUCAAAGACCUGACCCUCUCUGAGGGCAUGGGCAAUGGCACCACGAGACAGAAUAACGAUCCAAUUGGCAAAUUCAAUGACAGUUCGAGCACAAUAACUGGAAAAACCGACGAACGAUUGAUCCUCGAUGCUGAAAACGUCAAUAAAAAUGACGUUUUACUAUCUGAUCUGAAGAGAUGUACUGUUGUUAUUUAUGGUGCACCUUCAACGGUUCAUAUGGUCAACCUGAAACAGUGCACAGUCCUGAUUGGACCAGUAUCGUCAUCAGUAUUUGCCCACAACUGCACACAGUCGACAUUUGCAUUCGCCUGUCAACAGUUUCGACUCCACUCCUCAUCGGACUUGUCCAUUUAUCUUCAUGUGACGAGUAGAGCUAUUAUUGAGGAUUGCACCAAGAUAAGGGUGGCACCUUACAACUGGAGUUAUGAGGAUCAGGAGAGUCAUUUUAAACUAGCUGGGCUGGAUAUUAAAAUUAAUAAUUGGGACUCGGUCGAUGAUUUUAAUUGGUUGAGUUAUGAGAAACAAUCGCCAAAUUGGGGAAUCAUAAAGAGUGAACAAAGAGUCAAAAGUUGGGAGGUUUGAGGACAGGGUGAUAGGUCUAUUGGAUUUUUUUUAUUAUCAUGGAGAUGUGGCAGAGAUGUUGAUUUAAUUAUGUCAUUUACACGUGUAUUUUUGCGCUUUUACAGGAGAUUAAUAAAUGCACGUAAUUUAUGAAUUGACAGAG
Diachasmimorpha longicaudata is the source of this 1850-nucleotide messenger RNA. It is a transcript of the gene TBCC, whose product is annotated as tubulin-specific chaperone C. Gene Ontology annotation, biological process: post-chaperonin tubulin folding pathway; tubulin complex assembly. The record is from RefSeq and is a predicted model, not a curated record. The coding region runs from base 671 to 1708 and encodes 345 amino acids. Gene Ontology annotation, molecular function: tubulin binding. The transcript is spliced from 3 exons. Gene Ontology annotation, cellular component: cytoplasm. Lineage: Eukaryota; Metazoa; Arthropoda; Insecta; Hymenoptera; Braconidae.